Serinus canaria (Common canary) is the source of this 1173-nucleotide messenger RNA. RefSeq names its product proline-rich protein 36-like. The transcript has 5 exons. The record is from RefSeq and is a predicted model, not a curated record. Bases 1 to 1173 code for a protein of 390 amino acids. Lineage: Eukaryota; Metazoa; Chordata; Aves; Passeriformes; Fringillidae.
AUGUCACCCUUGGCCUUGUGUCCCCUCCUGGUGCCACCAUCAUUGUCCCAAUGUCCCCAAGGCCACCAUCACCUCAGUGUCCCCUCCUGGUGCCACCAUCAUUGUCCCAAUGUCCCCAAGGCCACCAUCACCUCAGUGUCCCCUCCUGGUGCCACCAUCACCCCGAUGUCCCCAAGGCCACCGUCACUCAAUGUCACCCUCAGCCUUGUGUCCCCUCCCGGUGUUCCCAAGGCCUCAAUGUCCCCAAGGCCACCAUGGCCCCCAUGUCCCCAAGGCCUCAUGUCCCCUCCUGGUGUCACCGAUGAUCUGAUGUCCCCAAGGCCGUUGUCACUCCAGUGUCACCUCUGGUCUCGCAUCCUCUUCUGGUGCCACCAUCGCCUCACUGUCCCCAAGGCCACUGUCACCUCACUGUCCCCAAUGCCACUGUCACCCCAGUGUCCCCAAGGCCACUGUCACCUCAGUGUCCCCAAGGCCAUUGUCACCCCCCUGUCCCCAAGGCCACUGUCACCCCUCCCUGUCCCCAAGGCCACUGUCACCUCAGUGUCCCCAAGGCCACUGUCACCCCUCAGUGCCCAGUGCCACUGUCACCCCCUGUCCCCAAGGCCACUGUCACCCCUCAGUGUCCCCAAGGUCACUGUCACCCCCCUGUCCCCAAGGCCACUGUCACCUCAGUGUCCCCAAGGCCACUGUCACCUCAGUGCCACCUCAGUGUCCCCCCUCACUGUCCCCAAGGCCACUGUCACCCCCCAGUGCCACCUCACUGUCCCCCUGUCCCCUCCCCCAUUGACCAAAAUCCGAUUUUUUCAACCAUUUUUAUUCAUUGCCUUCGUUGGGGACAUUUUGGGGACAUUUUGGGGACAUUUGGGGACAUUUGUGCACAUUUGGGGACAUUGGGGACAUUUUGGGGACACUUGGGCACAUUUUGGGGACAUUUGGGAACAUUUAGGGACAUUUGGGGACAUUUGGGGACAUUUGGGGACACUUUGGGGACAUUUGGGCACAUUUGGGGACAUUGGGGACAUUUGGGGACAUUGGGGACACUUUGGGGACAUUAGGGGACAUUUGGGGCACAUUUGGACAUUGGGGACAUGGGGGACAUUUGGGACCAUCUUGGGGACAUUGGGGAACCACAUUGGACAUUUGGGCACAUUUGGGGACAUUUGGGGACAUUAG